Archocentrus centrarchus (flier cichlid) is the source of this 1917-nucleotide messenger RNA. Its product is annotated as xanthine dehydrogenase/oxidase-like. The coding region runs from base 43 to 921 and encodes 292 amino acids. Lineage: Eukaryota; Metazoa; Chordata; Actinopteri; Cichliformes; Cichlidae. The record is from RefSeq and is a predicted model, not a curated record. The transcript is spliced from 8 exons. Gene Ontology annotation, molecular function: iron ion binding; oxidoreductase activity.
UACACAGAUGGCUCAGUGUUGUUGACUCAUGGAGGGACUGAAAUGGGACAAGGACUUCACACCAAGAUGGUCCAGGUUGCUAGCAGGGUUCUUGGUAUCCCCUCCUCUAAGAUCCACAUAUCAGAGACCAGCACCAACACAGUCCCCAACACCAGUGCAACUGCUGCCUCUGUGUCCUCAGACCUCAAUGGUGCUGCCCUGAAGAAUGCCUGCGAGAUCCUACUGAAACGUCUAGAACCAUACAAGGCCAAGAACCCCAAUGGAUCAUGGGAGGACUGGGUGAAAGCUGCUUACUUUGACAGAGUCAACCUCAGUGCAAAUGGUUUUUAUAAGACUCCAGAUAUUGGCUACAACUUUGAAACAAACUCAGGCAGAGCCUUCAGCUAUUUCUCCUAUGGAGUGGCCUGUUCAGAGGUGGAGAUAGACUGCCUAACAGGAGCUCACAAGAACUUGAGUACCACAAUAGUGAUGGAUGUUGGUAACAGCCUCAAUCCAGCUAUUGAUAUCGGACAGGUUGAGGGGGCAUUCAUGCAGGGUCUGGGUCUCUUCACCCUGGAAGAGCUUCAUUAUUCACCUCAGGGAGUCCUCCUCACUCGGGGUCCUGGUUCUUAUAAGAUCCCAGCUUUUGGCGACAUUCCUGCUGAGCUUACAGUCUCGCUGCUCCGUGAUGCUCCUAAUGACAAGGCCAUCUUUGCCUCCAAGGCUGUGGGUGAGCCUCCUCUCUUCUUGGCGUCUUCAGUUUUCUAUGCCAUCAAAGACGCCAUUAGUGCUGCCCGGGCAGAGUCGGGGCUCACCGGGCCAUUCAGACUGGACAGCCCCGCUUCGGCCGAGAGGAUCCGCAAUGCCUGCAGCGACCGCUUCACUAAACUGUGUCCUCCAGCUGAAGCGGGAACCUUCACCCCCUGGUCUGUUCAGGUGUAGGACGCUCCACUGAUGAUCACGCACAAAACCUCAAGAACACAUUUAGUCACAUUAAGUAAUGCCUGUUACCAGAAAAGCUGCUGAAGGACUGAAUAUCAGCUAAUGAUUUACUUUUAUGGGCUAUCCCUAAUCAUUGAUCAGAAGUUAAUAGGAACAAAUGAUUUGCUGCACUUUCACUUGAGUAUUCCAGUAAUUCUGUAAACUCAUGAAUUAAAGGGGAGCUGUUCUGCCUUUCCUUAUGUUCAGUCAGUAUAUAAUAGCAUUGCAGUGUUACAGAGCUAACUUUGGAUGAUCAUAGACUUUGUUAUUCAGAGAUCUCAUACAGACACAGCUCACUCACCAAGUACAGGCAGCGCAGUUCAUAAGUAAGGGGUGCUGCCCCUCUGCAGGCUUCCAGAGGUUGGCCAAUUAUUAGUGUGUGUGUAUGUGUGUGCGCCUGUGUGUGUUUGAGCCAGAGGUGACCAUAUUUGAAAUAAGAGGGACGAAUGCUAAGUUAAUAAUUACUAACACUAGCAAGUGUGAGUGUCGAGCUGCAUCCAUAGACUGUAUGGGUGCAUCACACCGAGAUCUGCUCAUUAGUGCUAGGUAACACCCCAAUAACAGACCUGGAAUUAGAGGCCACACCUCUAAUAAUGCAAACUUCAAGCCUUUGUAGAAACAGGUGAGCUAUUAAAAAAAAACACUCCCUGUACAGUCAUUAUGAAGGGGGAUUAGCUAUAGAGACAAUACUGUUUUGUAUCAGCCUAUAAACAUGUUCAUGCUGUAAAAAUAGACAUUUUAACAGGUGUGUCUUUGGGGAUGCACUCACUACCAGAGCCUCGAGUGGACAUUAGAGGAACUGCGUGAGUUGGCUGCUUCCUAGUUUCACACAGAUGCCCAGAAUAAGAUAAAUAAGGAUUACUUUGAACUACGAGUCCUAGAAUUUAAAAAAUGUGUAAACGAGCAAAUAGAUCCUCUUUAAUUCUGAUAAUUUUGCUCUAAAGAACUGUUGCUGUA